AUGGAGAGAAAGAAGGCUACCAAAGGAAAUGAACUCAGCACUUGUAGUGUUCUUACAGAAGAAGCCUGGAUCUAUCCACAAGACUUUAUGCCCAUCACCCUGCUAAACUCUACCUACAAAAUAUUAGAUAAGAUUUUGACGAAAAGAAUCCUAAGGGAGGUUUGUUGGAAGGAUGUACUGCAUCAAGCACAAGUUGGCUUUGUACCGAGCAUGCCCACUGGAGAGCAGAUAUUUGCCCAAGAGACGAUAUUGGCAUGCAGCAGGAAGAAAAAGAAAGGCUCUAAAAGAUAUAAUGUAUUGGUAAUAUUUUAUUUUGCUUAUUUAUGGUAAGUUGAUUUUAAAAAUGUCAAAAAAAUUUUGACAUGUAUUACAUAUAAAACUUAGUCUAUGGUAUGCUAAAAUUUUUUUGACAUUUUAAAAUCAAUUUACUAUAAAUAAGCAAAAUGAAAUUUAUGCAAGGGAUUAUAGGAGAAAUUUCUACCUCUCAAGUGUCUUAAUGCGAAGGCAACCGAUUCCAGCUUAA
Messenger RNA from Blepharisma stoltei, 523 nucleotides. The record is from the annotation of a GenBank genome assembly. NCBI's taxonomy places the organism in Eukaryota, Ciliophora, Heterotrichea, Heterotrichida, Blepharismidae.